UUAGCUAACUAACGAGUUAAAUAACUAUGACAAACAAGUGGCUCGUGACUCAGCGGAGCGGGGAAGCGGGGUAGAAUCGCUCAGAGCAAUCUGGACUCAGCACAACAGCUACAACAACUCACACAAUCACAGAAGACUCAACCUGGAGGCGAAUCCCGCCAUCUCUAUCAAUUCAAUCCAGACUCUCCCAUGAAGGAUUUCCGUUUACUUGGUCCAACCGACAACCCCAGACUAAACCAUUGUUGCGACCCAGGAUAUGCCGCACGGUCCACGGUUCUACAAAAACACCCUGACCACCCCGGAAAUCACCCAAGAGUUGCUUCAAGAAACUCUUGUCAAUCUCCAGACAGCAGUACACAAUGGCGUGCAGUUGAUUGAAUCGAAGCAUCCUGCGGGCGAAGAUGACGAGCGCGGGAUCUUCAGCGGGGAUCUGGGAAUCGCCCUCGCAUACCUCCGCCUCGCACACCAAUCCCCAUCCCUGACGCCACCAAACCACAACGCACGAUCACCCGCCGAAUUCCACUCGCUAGCCGACUCCCGAAUCCCCAGCGCUCCCUCCUCGCAUAAUCUCGCCAUCGGCCUUCUUUCCCCUCUCGCAUCGCAAUCGCCCUUAUCUUCCGCGACACUGCGCAUACUACACCAUCUGUCAUCGGGAACUGCACGGGAUAUCCUCGACGCGGACCUCGUUGUCCUCCGCAAUGCGGUCAAAAUGGCCCUUGAGCAUGGUGCGACGGGGAUGUACCAUGGCCAUGAGCUUGGGGCAGAUGAGGUGCUGUUCGGGCGAGCAGGACUACUAUGGACAUUGCUGAACAUCCGACAACGGGCGGUGGAAGGAAAGGAAGUCUUCGAUCCAAAGCAGAAGGGAUUGCUCGCCGGGGCUUUGGGAGAUGACAUAGUUGGGCGAUUGAUUGAGGUUAUUGUGAGCGCGGGGCAGCAAGGUGGUGCGGAGUGCCAGAGGAUUCUAGGGGAAAAGGGCCAGAGCCCUCUUGGAGAUAGGGAUUCGCAGGUUAUGCCCUUGAUGUGGGUAUGGAAGAAGGGGUAUUAUGGACUUGGUUGGGCCCAUGGACUAACUGGGAUCCUCUCCAUCCUCCUCUCAACACCCACCAAAUUCGUGACACCACACCUCGCAUCAAUAGCUGCCACAAUAAAGGUCCUCUGUAACACAUGCAUAGCCGAGAAUGGCCAUCUCCCGACAGGCAUCCCACCACAUUCCACGCCACCGCAUCUAGUGCAGAUUUGCCACGGUGCCCCCGCCCUCCUGUCUUUGAUGGCGUGCGCGCUGCGCGUUCCCGAGCUGAUCCAGACCCACUGGACGCCAGAAUGGGAUACGGCGAUUCAUCUCGCAACUCAGCGCGUGUGGGAAGAGGGGCUACUUGUCAAGGGUGGUGGACUGUGUCAUGGGAUUGCCGGGAAUGCCUGGGCGUUCCUUAUGCUCUAUCUUUCUUUCGAGGAAAAUGCGGGUGUUCUGGAAGAAGUGCGCAGGAAGUACUCUGCGCCUACUGGCGACGUCAAUGUCAAUGCUGAUGUGGAAAGCGGUACGGAUGGUACUCUGACACCCGAUUUCUUCCUCUCCCGCGCCCUGGCGAUGCUCCUGCACGCACGCGAAACGCAGCCGUACAAUACGGGGCCCGAGAGGGCGUCGAAGGAAUACCGCAUGCCGGAUCACCCGUAUAGUCUUUUCGAGGGGUUGGCGGGGACGCUCUGUGCGUGGGCCGAGGCAUGCGUGGUUCUCCGGGGCAGAUUACAAAAGAUUGAGCUGGAACAAAGGAGCACGGGUGUAAACGAGGAUCCUGUUAUGCAUGAAUUCAGGAAACAGGAGCUUGGAUUUCCGUUUCUAGGAGGGAAUGGUGUGACGGGUCUACUCUAAGCGUGAACCAAGUGCCAAGAUUAAAAAGCUUAAGCAAAAAGUGGUUUAAAAGUCGACUGAUGUGCCGGGGUUUGCGAACUGGGUCAAAGUACAUGAUUCGAUAGUUAGUGAGGUUAAUCUAUCUAGGUCUAAUCCCCUUCCUACAGCGUGCGGCACCCGGUAACCCUACUGCGAAGGGGAGCCGAACCGACCCGGAACCCUCGCGCUCCUUAGCUUCGGCACUUGAUCGAGUACCAGACCUACUGCCAGGCCAAUACGGUCUAAGCAAGCAACUGCCCAGCCCUCCACAAAAGCCCAAAACAGCACGCAUUGGCCGUCCACCAACAAACCCCGCGCAACUGACUCAACCUCUCAUACCCGGUCGGAACAAGGACAUAAACAGCCGCAUAAGCGAUCCUAACCAGGGUAUACCCAACAACAGCCCGAUUCACAGCGACAUUUUCGACCCCCGCGAACCCCGCAACCGCAACCGCCCCAACAAGCAACGCGUAAUUCUCCACCGCGUUCGCAUGCGCGCUCUCAUUCCGCUUCAGCAUCUCGAGCUGCGCGCGUGUGAUUUUCCCACUCGACACCGCGGCAUCGCCGUAUUUCGUUAGGUCUUCGCGCGGCGAGGAGUUGUGGUCGAUCCCGUAGUAUUGCUUCAGUGUGCGCGAGGAGAGCAGGCCGUAGGCGAAGAUGAAGUUGAAGAUUAGUGCGUACGGGCCGUAGUGCGGGAUUGGGGUCCCGAGGGGUGGUGUGGUUAGGCCGAGGUGUGUGAGGAGGGACAUUUUAUCGGUAUGGUAUGGUAGUUGUUGUGUUGGAUGUUUAGGUAGGUUGUGGAGAGGUUACCGCCGGAAUCAAGGUUGGGACGGAGCUGAGGUGGGGUGAGCUUAACAAUUUAUACCACGGGCCGUUGGGCCCACACGGACU
Messenger RNA from Aspergillus calidoustus, 2776 nucleotides. Lineage: Eukaryota; Fungi; Ascomycota; Eurotiomycetes; Eurotiales; Aspergillaceae. The record is from the annotation of a GenBank genome assembly.